AUGUCUAAGAAAUAUGACCUAUAAAGAAUCAAAUUAAACAAAAUAAAGAGUAAUUUAUAAUCCUACAUUUAAUUGAUAAAUUUUACUAUCCUCACUGAAAGAGCUGAUAAUGUUUAGCUUAAAAAAUAAGCUAUUAAAAGUGAAGCAAUUAUAUUUAAAAAGCAGAAAGAUGAUAUUAAAAAUGAAAAAAAUGUUAUUGUAUAAGAAAAUAGAAAAAUCAAAUAAGAGAUAAACAUCUGGGAGGAUAAACAUCAUAAUUUAGUUAAAUGUGCUGCAGAAACUGAACCUAAGGUAGAGGCUAAUAAAGAUUUAGCUAAUGAAAGUGAUGAAAGAUUGAAUGGAUUGAAGAUCGAUUAAAAAAAAAGAAGAAGAACUAUAUUUAAAAACUUAAGGAAGAUUUAUGAUUUUAGUUAAUGAAAUCAAUUAAUUAAAAAGAGAGUGUGAUAAUUUUAGAAAUAGUAAAAAAAGAAUAAUAGAUGAACUUUAAUAAAUUAAUGAAAACAUACUCUAAAGUACGAUUUAUUUAAUAAAUUGCUAAACUUUAUUUUAUAUUUAUUGAUAAAAAGUUAAUUAAACAAUUUUAUAGUGAUUUAAAUGAACAAGUUCUUUUUUAUUAAGUAGAAUAAAAUGAAUAAAAAUUAAAGCGAUCAGAAAUUAAGAGAUUAUUAUAUUAACUGGAUAAUAGGCUUAAAGAUUUUAAAUUUUAGAGAGAAAUAUUAUUAGUAAGAGUCUAAGAUUUCGAUAGAAUUAUAGUUUAAAUAUGGAGUUAUUAUUGA
Messenger RNA from Paramecium pentaurelia, 776 nucleotides. NCBI's taxonomy places the organism in Eukaryota, Ciliophora, Oligohymenophorea, Peniculida, Parameciidae. The record is from the annotation of a GenBank genome assembly.